AUGACCUUUCUAGAAGAUACUUUAAUUAUCUUGAUUUCACAGACUAUUUUCUUUGUGGGUGGUUGGAUAUUUUUUGUGAAGCAGCUCUUCCGUGAUUAUGAGGUUCAUCAUACCCUCGUUCAGCUUAUAUUCUCUGUUACCUUUGCGCUUAGUUGUACCAUGUUUGAGCUAAUUAUAUUUGAAAUUAUAGGAUAUUUAGAUUCUAGCUCUAGAUAUUUCCAUUGGAACUUAGGACUUUACUCAUUGCUGUUUAUGGUAAUAGCACUAAUACCAUUUUACAUUGCGUACUUUUGCAUCAGCAACAUAAGAUUUGUGUCACGGAAUAUAAUACGUCCACUAACAAUGUUUGUUUGGUUUAUAUAUCUGUAUUUCUUCUGGAAAAUUGGAGACCCCUUUCCAAUUUUAAGUCCAAAACAGGGCAUAUUUUCAAUAGAGCAAGGAGUUUCUCGUAUCGGUGUCAUAGGUGUAACCGUAAUGGCCUUGUUGUCUGGUUUUGGUGCUGUCAACUAUCCUUACACAUCAAUGGCCAUUUUUUUAAGACCAGUUACACAAGCUGAUGUACUCUCAAUAGAGAAGAAACUGCUGCAGACUAUGGACAUGAUAUUGGUGAAAAAGAAAAGGAUAGCAUUAGCAGAGGCCAACAGCAUGAGCGGAAGAACGCAAUAUAAUUUGUUGGAUCAAUCCGGCGUGAAAAAUCGAGGAUUUUGGACGAAUAUUCUCUCCAGUGUUGGCAGUAUUGCUAAUCCACUAAGUCAUGGAACGGAGAAUAUAAAUCAACUACGACAAGAGAUCGCUGGUCUAGAGGAGUUGAGUCGACAGCUUUUUCUCGAAGCGCAUGACGCUCGGACUAUGCGAGAGAAGAUAGAGUGGUCUAAGACAUUCCAAGGGAAAUAUUUCAAUUUCCUUGGUUACUUCUUCUCGUUGUACUGCAUAUGGAAGAUCUUCAUUUCAACCAUAAACAUAGUUUUCGACCGCGUGGGCAAGAAAGACCCCGUGACUCGCGGUCUCGAGAUCGUGGUCCACUGGCUCGGUCUCAGCAUCGACGUCGCGUUCUGGUCUCAACACGUCUCCUUCAUGCUGGUUGGGUGUAUAGUGCUUACUAGUAUUAGAGGGUUGUUGCUCACACUUACUAAGUUCUUCUACAAAAUCUCGUCAUCGAAAUCGUCGAAUAUCAUAGUGCUUAUACUAGCUCAGAUAAUGGGCAUGUAUUUCUGUUCGUCCGUCCUGUUGAUGCGGAUGAACAUGCCACCGGAGUACCGCAUCAUAAUAACACAAGUCCUAGGGGAUCUACAAUUUAACUUUUACCACAGAUGGUUCGACGUUAUUUUCUUAGUCAGCGCACUAACUAGUAUUUUCACUCUGUACCUAGCCCAUAAACAACCUUCUGUUAGCUAG
This is a messenger RNA of Parnassius mnemosyne (clouded apollo), 1395 nucleotides long. The record is from the annotation of a GenBank genome assembly. NCBI's taxonomy places the organism in Eukaryota, Metazoa, Arthropoda, Insecta, Lepidoptera, Papilionidae.